Cottoperca gobio is the source of this 547-nucleotide messenger RNA. Its product is annotated as hemoglobin subunit beta-1-like. Gene Ontology annotation, molecular function: organic acid binding; heme binding; oxygen carrier activity. The annotation marks the transcript as partial. The transcript is spliced from 3 exons. Lineage: Eukaryota; Metazoa; Chordata; Actinopteri; Perciformes; Bovichtidae. Gene Ontology annotation, biological process: hydrogen peroxide catabolic process; oxygen transport. Gene Ontology annotation, cellular component: blood microparticle; haptoglobin-hemoglobin complex; hemoglobin complex. The record is from RefSeq and is a predicted model, not a curated record.
ACACGAGCCGUCGUGGUUGAGUGGACCGUUAAGGAGCGCAGCAUCAUCAGCAGCAUCUUCUCCAACCUGGACUAUGAAGAUGUUGGUCCCAAGGCUCUGUGCAGGUGUCUGAUCGUUUACCCCUGGACUCAGAGGCACUUCAGCACCUUCGGAAACCUCUACGAUGCCGAGGCCAUCAAGACCAACGCGAACAUCGCAGCUCACGGCAUCAAGGUGCUGCACGGUCUGGACCUGGCUGUGAAGAACAUGGACAACAUCAAGGAAGCCUACACCAAGCUGAGCACCCUGCACUCAGAGAAGCUUCACGUGGACCCCGACAACUUUAAGUUGCUGGUCGACUGCCUCACCAUCGUCGUCGCAGCCAAAAUGGGAAGCGACUUCAAACCAGAUGUUCAAGCCACCUUCCAGAAGUUCCUGGCCGCGGUGGUGUCUGCUCUGGGAAAGCAGUACCACUAAACCCAGAAGCUUCCGCUCCUGGAUACAAUUGAGGAGACAGAUGUCCACGUGUCUCAUCAAUAAAGAAAUAAAGUCGUCCUGAAGAAAAAUA